AUGGAGUAUACCAAUGUCCAAUCAGAGGGGGGACUCAGAGUCAAUCUUACCAUCAGGCUCCUCAUGCACGGCAAGGAGGUCGGUAGCAUCAUUGGCAAGAAAGGAGAAACAGUGAAGAAAAUGCGUGAGGAGAGCAGUGCCCGUAUAAACAUUUCAGAAGGGACCUGUCCCGAAAGGAUAGUCACUAUCACAGGGCCUACAGAUGCCAUAUUUAAGGCUUUUGCCAUGAUUGCAUACAAGUUUGAAGAGGACAUUGUUACUUCCAUGAGUAACAGCCAGGCCACCAGUAAACCUCCAGUGAGCCUGCGUCUGUUAGUGCCAGCCAGCCAGUGUGGCUCUCUAAUCGGGAAGGGAGGCUCUAAGAUCAAGGAGAUGAGGGAGUCUACAGGAGCCCAGGUGCAGGUGGCAGGAGACAUGCUACCAAACUCUACCGAGCGCGCUGUUACCAUCUCGGGAACUCCAGAUGCCAUCAUUCACUGUGUGAAGCAGAUCUGCAUGCUGAUGCUGGUGUGUCCACCCAAAGGUGCCACUAUCCCGUACAGGCCUAAGCCUGCCUCUAUUCCCAUGAUCUUCUCCGGGGCGCAGGUAAGGGCAGAUGGGCUGGCGGCACCCUCAGCGACCAACCUCAGCCUGUUGCUGCAGCACCAGCCACUGCCUACAUACACCAUUCAGGGGCAGUUUGCCAUCCCUCAUCCCGAUUUGACCAAACUCCAUCAGCUGGGUAUGCAGCAAACCCCCCUCCCCCCCCUUGGACAGACCACACCCACUUUCCCUGGUCUGGAUGCCAGUUCACAGACCAGUAUUCAUGAGCUUACCAUUCCAAAUGAUCUAAUAGGAUGCAUAAUUGGACGCCAGGGCACAAAAAUCAAUGAGAUUCGUCAUAUGUCAGGGGCUCAGAUCAAAAUCGCUAACGCCAUGGAGGGGUCAUCAGAUCGUCAGAUCACCAUCAUGGGCACACCUGCCAACAUCAGCUUGGCACAGUAUCUCAUUAAUGCCAGGUUUCAGGAUGUGGCAGCAAUGUGGACUGAUCCUGUUACUAUGACGACCUUUUGA
Electrophorus electricus (electric eel) is the source of this 1053-nucleotide messenger RNA. Its product is annotated as poly(rC)-binding protein 3. Lineage: Eukaryota; Metazoa; Chordata; Actinopteri; Gymnotiformes; Gymnotidae. Gene Ontology annotation, molecular function: RNA binding. The record is from RefSeq and is a predicted model, not a curated record.